AUUUUUUUUAUGUAUAAAGUGGACAAUUCCAAGUUGAAUACCGGUUUUGCAGAAUCAGCAAGACAAAAAGAAAAUCUUCCAUAUGCCUGAAAACUUGAGAAUAAGUGCACCAUCACCACCAUGUUGUGAGAGUCAAAUCAAAAGUUUUACCCAACAUACUCAUCUCCACACAAAGCAUUUAUGAGAUUUGUGUGACAAGCUGGAUACCAUAGGUGUCUCUCAACAUUCAUUUCAAACUGAGAUUACAGUGAAAGAGACAACUUGUGUCUUUUCCAUUUUUUGUCAUUGCAAUAUUCAUUUCUGGUCUAUAAAUCAUUUACAUAUUUAUUGUACAGUACGGAUAUAACUCACAUAGACUAUAAUUGUUUCUAGUCUUAAUGGUACAGUGUGCUAUCAAAAUUAUAGGAAAUACAAAAAUGUAUGGAUUAGAGAGCAGCAAAAUGUUAUUCAAAGACCCCAAGAGCAAGCUACAUUAGCAGGCAAUCAUUCGUGUUGCCUCUGGGAAAAUGAGAAAAUAUCAUGAAAAAAUCCCAAAUGCCCCAUUUUCAAAUAGAGCCAUGGGAUAUUUCUGUCUAAGCAACCCUUUAUCAAUGAAUUAUUCUUCCAAGAGCAUCUCCAAGACUGGUUUUAGAUUAAUACAAGCUAACAAAAUGAAACAUCUUUGUACUUGGACAUAAUUCUUUUCAGUUGCCUUAAAACAUGUAUGCACAUUUUUUUAAAAAUUAUAAUCUAUCAAUUGACUCUUUUAGUAUUUGCAUUAAUCCUCUUUGUAUUAUCACUUGUCUGGCAUUUUCCCCUCUUUGCAUCAUAAUAAGGGAUAAUUGAAUCUAGUCAAGAACAACUUUAUCCAUAAAAGCAGAAAUAUCUUAUGCAUUCCACAUGAAACCAAGGCAAUAUUUACAAUACUGAUGACAGGACAGAAUAUUAUAUAAUAAAAUCUAUAUGAUACACAUGUGUUGGUCGGUUUUGUGGCACAGUCAUCUGGUUCAUAUUCACCAGUAACUUGCUUAACGGAAAUUGCAUUGACAUUUAAAAUCAUUAUUAAUGAAAAAGAUCAAUUGACUUAACUGCCUUUUACCAAAACAUUCUACCUCAUCUCUGAAUCAAAUAACAAAGAAAGAAUUGAAGCAAAGCAGAAACAUCCUACAGGCAAUCAGACCAAAAGAGAGUCCAAAAAUUUUUAAUCACUCAACUUGCAAACAAUUUUAGAACAGGAAAUUUAAUCCAGAGAAAAAGGAAUUAAGUAGGUUCCAGUGGGAGAGUUUAACUCCAUUACAUCUAUUUCCUCAAAUCAUGUUGGCAAAUUGACAUGGACAUGCUCUUAACUGCUGGUCUAGAAUGGUGACAACAAGAAAACAAAUGCACAUACAUUAUUAUGUAAAAUUUUGGGCCGUGUUCAUAUGGUAUUUAAAAUUACAUCAGCAUCAAAACACUUGAACUUACUAGAAUGAAAACUAUACAUUUAUCAUGUUAUAUAAUCAUGGGUGAUAAAGCACCCAACUUUGACAGAUUUCAAUCAACUUUCUCAAUCCAGGAUGAUCAUAGAAUAUAUCAUAUAUUAUAUCAUAUAUUAUAUCAGCCUUAAAUUAUUUAUUCAGGCAGUAGUAUAUUGGACUCUAGGCAGCUGUUAAACAACUUAUAAGUAACCAAAGGUUUGUUCCCAUCAGCAGUAACUUAAGCCUGGGUUCCAACCCAACGUACGGGCUUCUACGUCUGGUCUACAGUGCAGACAGCACAUAGAAAUUUUUUCGACAUGAUCAACAGCCGCUGCGUAAAAUGCCAAAAAAGACAGCGAAGAGCAAGAGGGGGAGAGGUGGACCGGAGACAAGCCAGGCAAGGGUCAUGGAAGAAGAGUUUCCAAGAGAAGAAGAAGAGAGAGCCACGUUGGAAUUGGCCAGAAGCAUGGAAGAAGAGAGGAAUGAGGUCCGUGAAGAAAUGGAUGAGGGUGAGGGUGAGGAGGAGCAAGAGUGGCUGGACAAUGAGAAAAAAGUGUUGUAUUCAUUCAGAGCAAGUAAGGAGGAGAAGAUAGUGGAAUUCUUCUCAAACAACAAUUGUUUUUAUAACAAAUCCCACCCGAACUACCUAAACCAAACGAAUAAAGACAAGCUGUUGGCAGGACUGUCAAAAAAGCUGGACUCAAACGCAAAGAAGAUAAUUGGCUGGUGAAAAACCAAAGAACCUCCAUUGGAAAGCUUUAUAAAAAGAAAUCUGGACAGGCUGCAGAAUCACUGACAGCUAGGAAGAAAUGGCAGCUGCAGAAUUUCAGUUUUUUAAAAAACCACAUAGUUCCAAGGACUUAUACAACAGAGACAGCACUAGUAGGUGAAAAUGAUCAUUACUCUUUUUUUAACUAUUUUAUGGAUGAUGCUGAUUUAAAUCAUGAAUUGGUUUAUUUCCUUCAUGUGUUAUGAACCA
This is a messenger RNA of Lingula anatina, 2415 nucleotides long. RefSeq lists its product as uncharacterized. Lineage: Eukaryota; Metazoa; Brachiopoda; Lingulata; Lingulida; Lingulidae. The record is from RefSeq and is a predicted model, not a curated record.